Messenger RNA from Drosophila ficusphila, 2976 nucleotides. RefSeq lists its product as uncharacterized. Lineage: Eukaryota; Metazoa; Arthropoda; Insecta; Diptera; Drosophilidae. Gene Ontology annotation, biological process: actin cytoskeleton organization. The record is from RefSeq and is a predicted model, not a curated record. Gene Ontology annotation, cellular component: plasma membrane.
AACGGGCAGCUCGCGUGGACAGUUCGCCUUCGCAAUUCGGUCGCUCGUUUGCUUUGCGCGACCAAGUCAAUUUGAAAACAAAAUUUUGGCCAAACAAAAUUGGUUUUUUCAAUUAGCCAAACCACGACCACUCGAGAAACCGCAAAGAAAUGCGACGCGACGCGCUGCCAACUAAUUCAAUCUAAAUCAGUAGAAUCAACUCGAUAAGUGCAACAUUCCCCUCGUAAAUAAUUAAAAAAGCGUUGCAGUUAAGUUACCGCUUUAAACAACGAUCCAACUUAAAAACAAAAGGAAAACCUUCCACCUAGGCUAAGAAAUAAAAUAAAAUAAAAAACCGGAAAAUGCUCAUGCACACCACAUCAAUUUCCACAACAUCGACGGCCACCAUGACCAACUCAUCGUCCUCGGCCACGCCCACACCCGGAUCGACCUCCUCCAACAACAGUGCCACGCUCGAGACGCUCCACCACCAGCAGCAGCAGCAGCAACAGCAGCUGCAACAGCAAUUGCAGCAGUUGCACACGAACGCGGCGAACAAUUCGCGUCCCCCCUCGCGAGCUCCCUCCAUUCUGGACAGUCCGACGCUGGCGCGCGUGGAGCGGGCUCGUCUGCGGCUGGAGCAGCAGGAGCGGGAGCGGGAACGGGAGCGCAGCAGCCAGCGGGAGGGGGGCGGUAAUGGCAAUGGCAACGGCAGUGGGAGCGGGGGAGGGGGCGGCAGCAGCACCGGCACCGGCAGCACCGCCACAACCAUGAAUCGUGAGGACAGCCUGGAGCGCAGCAUUUUGGAUCCCAAGAAAGAAACGGCGCCCUGGCAUCAGAUGUGGACACACAUGAAACGCCUUUCGCACGCCUCCAAAGUAAACUCAACGAGCAGCCUGACCGCCCAGAAAACCGAUGUGGGCGUGGGCGUGGCCCAUCAUCCAAACAUGACACCCAAUGCAACAACAGCAACAACAACAACAGCGAACAUCUCAUCGGCGGGGAAAUGCAUUCUAUUCCCGGAUAAGACGUCCUCCCUGAAAAGCUCUAUGUAUACGCAACAGGUGUACUUCAGGCCCGAUAUGGUGAGUUGCAACAACCAAAGCACUUGGCUCAAUUUCAACCACGACCAAUCCUUGCUGGCAGGACGCAUUCCGGUGGCCUCCAUGACAGGACCCAUUAAACGUGGACUGCUCUGGCAGCAAAGGGAUCGCCUCUUCUCCCGCUGGAAGGAACGAUACUUUGUGCUCACUCGUGACUAUUUGCACUGCUUCAAAAGAGCCUCGGGAUCGGCCAAUGAACGUGCCUCGGAUAUGGGACAGUUUAUCUUUAAGGUCAAGCUGGUGGACGUGGAGAAGGUGGAGUGGCUGAAUCGGCGCUCCUACAGCGCCAUUGGAUUGCUGCUCGGGCGCGAGGGUCGCGUUCUCCUACGCUGCGAUGAUGGCCUCGAGGACUGGUUCGAGCUGCUGGAGGAAUGCACAAUAACCUCGAAGGAGCGAAGACGAGCCCUGAAGAUCGCCCAAGGACCGAGAUCGCGAGCCUCGCUGGCUGCUCCUGUUUCACACGCCUCGCUGCAGUUCCAGCACUUUGGUCUGGGAGGCACUUACUCGAGUGCUCUGGACGACUGGCUGAUGACCAAUGGAACUGGAGGCCUGGCCCGUCACAAAAUAGGAGCUGGCAGUCUGAAUGGCUACGCAGGAGCUAAUCCCUUCCUCUUCUCCGAUUCUGUUCCGGAUCUGAGUGCUCUGAACAACGAGAACCACAAUCAUCACCUGAGUGGCAUCAGCACGAACCACUCGACUCCACAGAAGAUCCCGCACCACAGCAACGCGAAUCUCAGUCGAUAUUCGAAUGGCUAUGUCUCCGCCCAGAAUAGUUUCACCCAGGCUGGAGCACUUUAUGGAUCCCCCAGGAGGAUCUUCAUCAACAGCAGUUUCGGGUCCAAUCAGGUGGUGGAUGAGGAGACCGAGGAGGCAGAGGUUCAGCUGAGGAGACCCAGACUUUUCCGCGGAGUGAGCGCCACUCCGGAUAAUGGCAACGAAUUGGAUCGGGAUUGGCUAUAUAGAAAGCCAAGGGCGCCCACUGAUAUGAGGCACUCAGUCCAACCCAUGUUGCCAACUGGCGGCGGCAGUAACAUCGGCCUGGCCAAAACCGAGCUGGACUGUUCGGCCCAUGAUAGCGGCCUGGACACGCCCCCCUCGACGCACCGCCCCUCGAGUUACCGGGAGGCGAGUAGGGACAGCACCGAAACGAAUGGCAGCUCCUCGAGGGGAACUCUACUGAAUAACUCCUCGCCGGCCGGCAGCUUUCGGGCCAAGAAGCUGAGCAGCCAGGUGAGCAAUCUCAACCAGCUGAACUCGCUGCACGGAUCGAGAUACUCGGUGCAGGAUCAGCGCAUCCUGAAGAUGCGCAACAACGAGGAGGAUCGCUGUGCCUCGAUCAAGAUGGCCAACCGCCUGAAUCAGAAUCAAGACCAGGCCUCCUACGAUCCCAACCAGAAUCGAUACUAUAAGAAUGGAAAUGCCACGCCCCCAACUUCACUAACGCCCCAACACACGCCGCAGCACAAGUUGCUGAUGAUGCAUCAUGGCAAUGGAAACGGGAACUUGGGAACCCUAAAUGGCAAUAGCAAUGGUUCAGGAACGGAUCGGAUGAACGGAUCGGCCAUCUUUAGGGAGCGAUACCAACAUCCCGCCUUGGCCGCCAUCAUAAACGAGGCUCAGGGUCUCAAGUUCCGAGAAGAAACAGAAAAUAUGUGGUAAUCUCCCAAAAACCAAAUUGUGCAUGAUACACAAAGUCUCGGGCUCCAUAGUGCAUGACCAGAUCAGGAAAUAUAUAUCGACCAGAAGAUGUAGAUAAAGAGAUCCUUUCCCCAACUUGUAGAGCGCGCCUAUUCGGAUAGCCAGCAACGUCGUUUGAAUAACAACAAUGGACCGACUCCACAACCAGCCUCACCUCUCGCCCAGCGCCGGAAUAAUGUUGGAAUCGGAUCUGGAA